Molecule: messenger RNA, 3142 nt
Organism: Pan troglodytes (chimpanzee)
Lineage: Eukaryota; Metazoa; Chordata; Mammalia; Primates; Hominidae
Gene: ERLIN1
Product: ER lipid raft associated 1
Exons: 11
Coding region: 305-1105 (266 amino acids)
Biological process (GO): SREBP signaling pathway
Cellular component (GO): endoplasmic reticulum membrane; endoplasmic reticulum
Molecular function (GO): ubiquitin protein ligase binding; cholesterol binding
Source: RefSeq, a predicted model, not a curated record
ACGAGAAUGAAUAUGACUCAAGCCCGGGUUCUGGUGGCUGCAGUGGUGGGGUUGGUGGCUGUCCUGCUCUACGCCUCCAUCCACAAGAUUGAGGAGGGCCACCUGGCUGUGUACUACAGGGGAGGAGCUUUACUAACUAGCCCCAGUGGACCAGGCUAUCAUAUCAUGUUGCCUUUCAUUACUACGUUCAGAUCUGUGCAGACAACACUACAAACUGAUGAAGUUAAAAAUGUGCCUUGUGGAACAAGUGGUGGGGUCAUGAUCUAUAUUGACCGAAUAGAAGUGGUUAAUAUGUUGGCUCCUUAUGCAGGUACCUGUGUCAUUGUUGGGUAAAACAAACAUGGGUUGUACCUCUCCUUCAGUGUUUGAUAUCGUGAGGAACUAUACUGCAGAUUAUGACAAGACCUUAAUCUUCAAUAAAAUCCACCAUGAGCUGAACCAGUUCUGCAGUGCCCACACACUUCAGGAAGUUUACAUUGAAUUGUUUGAUCAAAUAGAUGAAAACCUGAAGCAAGCUCUGCAGAAAGACUUAAACCUCAUGGCCCCAGGUCUCACUAUACAGGCUGUGCGUGUUACAAAACCCAAAAUCCCAGAAGCCAUAAGAAGAAAUUUUGAGUUAAUGGAGGCUGAGAAGACAAAACUCCUUAUAGCUGCACAGAAACAAAAGGUUGUGGAAAAAGAAGCUGAGACAGAGAGGAAAAAGGCAGUUAUAGAAGCAGAGAAGAUUGCACAAGUGGCAAAAAUUCGGUUUCAGCAGAAAGUGAUGGAAAAAGAAACUGAAAAGCGCAUUUCUGAAAUCGAAGAUGCUGCAUUCCUGGCCCGAGAGAAAGCGAAAGCAGAUGCUGAAUAUUAUGCUGCACACAAAUAUGCCACCUCAAACAAGCACAAGUUGACCCCGGAAUAUCUGGAGCUCAAAAAGUACCAGGCCAUUGCUUCUAACAGUAAGAUCUAUUUUGGCAGCAACAUCCCUAACAUGUUCGUGGACUCCUCAUGUGCUUUGAAAUAUUCAGAUAUUAGGACUGGAAGAGAAAGCUCACUCCCCUCUAAGGAGGCUCUUGAACCCUCUGGAGAGAACGUCAUCCAAAACAAAGAGAGCACAGGUUGAUGCAAGAGGUGGAAAUGUUCUCCAUAUCAAGAUGUGGCCCAAGGGGUUAAGUGGGAACAAUCGUUAUACGGACUCUUCAGAUUUACAGAGAACUUACACUUCAUCUGUUCCACCUCUCCUGCGAUAGUCCUGGGUGCUCCACUGAUUGGAGGAUAGAGCCAGCUGUCUGACACACAAAUGGUCUUUUCAGCCACAGUCUUAUCAAGUAUCCUAUAUGUGUUCCUUUCUAAACUGCUACUCAUGAAUGAGGAAAGUCUGAUGCUAAGAUACUGCCUGCACUGGAAUGUUAAACACUAAAUAUAUAACAAGCUGUGUUUUCCUAAGCUGAGAUCUGUUGAAUAAUGUUUACAUUGGUCCCCCGGGGAAAUGUAUGCUCAGCCACCAUUCAAGAGAUGACUGAGAAGGAGAUGGUAAGUUCAAGAAGACUGAUUGCACCUGGGACCCAGGCCCUUUCUUUGGGAUCCAGUCCCAGCCUUCAUCCAUGUGAUUAAGAUCCAGGCCGCUGAAGUUCCCCAGGAAAUGAUCUUCCACUUGAGCAACCUUUUACUUGAUACGAUUUGCACCUUUCUGUUUUCCUGCAGUCAGGGUGGUGGCCUGCAGGGACCUGAGCUUUGCUACCCAACCAGAUUCCUCAUAGAGAUUCCUAAUCACUAGUUUCUUGUAUUCAUAAACUCAGAGAUACAGAGGGCUUGGUUUGAAGUUUGGGGUGAGAUGAAACCUUUGCUCUGAGCCAAAGCUCUGGGGCCCUGCAUUCCCUCCAUUGGGUUGAUGACUGUCAGCAUCACUGCCGCAGGCCAUGCUUGACUAAGGUACCUGGUUUUAGCCACAGCCACCUCCUUGUAUGUUACCUUUCAGCUCUGGCCAAGAGUGGGACAGGGCUUUAACCACAAAUAGGAGCAGCAUGCAAUUCCUAGUGACUUGCUGCACAGUAUUGUAUCAUGAUUACAGGAAGUUUUUAUUUUUAAAACUGGAUCUGGGGUAUAUUCAUUUGCCCCAUCACCUCUGUCUAAAGGCCCAAGUCCUAGGGCUGCCAUGGUCACAAGCACACUGAUGAUCCUUAAGAUUGUUUAUCUGGAGCCCACAUAGUGUGGAACAAAAAGUCACCUAGAAAGCAUCCUUGGUCAUCAUUGUCUCCUUCCCACCUGGCCCGGAGAUGCUUAAAUCCAAGUUGUUUCUCCAGCUCUCACCUCCCCCAGGAGAUCAGGAUUCCACUGACGUCCUGGGCAGCCAGUGAAUUUAAUUUUCCAUGAGAAACAACAGAGUUAACCUGUGGCAUUAGGAGACCUACUUCAUGUGGACCCUUUUUUUCCUUCAGUUUAACUUUUCUGGAGCAGUGUGCUGCGUAGUUCGGCCUGAGUUUGUGCAGCUUGUUAAGACAACUCUUGUGUACACUAUGUUGAAGCUCAACAAAAAAGUCAUGGGACCACUUCUAGAAAUCUUUCAGCUGUCAGGCCUGUCAGUCUCGUGACAGUUUGUUGGUUGUGCCAAACACUUUAUUUGGGAAAGGAAAGCCCAGAUUUGAAUGGGUCUUUCCCCUGGGCCUUAUCCUAUAGAGGCAUUUGUAAUAUGGAGAAAAUAAUUUUUCAUUUUUGCUCAUUUAAUUCUAUAAGUUCUCUUUAUAAAUGAAUUUUGUGUUCUUUAGUUCUCCUUAGAGGAACUUUUGAAUUAUAAAAAUAAAAUCUUUACCUGUCGAAUUGUUGCUGCAGAUGAUUGUUGUGGAAAAUCUGGAUCAUUGACCUCUGUGCUUUCAUUCCUAGAGAUGUUUUAUAGUUACAUGAGCAAAAGCUGUUGCCCCAAAGUGAUGGCCCUGGAGGCAGGGCUGAGGAACAGGGAAAUGCCGCUGUGAAGUCUUAAAGCACUUCUGCUUAAACUCCACGUGUGAGGAGUGUGCCUCCCUGUGCCCUCUCAGCUCUGAGGCUGGCCGUCUUUCGGGGUGUUCCUUUUGGCAAAUAUACACUGUAAUCUUGAGUCUAAAUUUAUAUGUUGAAAUGCUACCUUUUUUAAAAUAAGAAACUAAAUAAAAUUAUUUUACUAUCA